AUGUUUAACCCUAUCGCUAUCCACUUAAUUGAUGGCGUUGAUAUUGACCGACCAAUGAACGCAUUAACCUUAACACACGACCUUCAUAAGUUAUUCGGUAACUUUGAAAUUGCAUUCGAGCCGGUUGACUCCCAACCGCACACCUACAGAAUUAACUACAUAGAUUCAGACCGCAUGGGCCGGGUCGAAAAGCUUCCUGUCACUGUUAGCCUCUUCAUUACACCCAAUCGGGAUGUAGAGCCGCCUUCGCCUGAACUUCUUAGAAUCCAUAGUGCUAUUGGACGCAUCCUCCAUCUCAGUGCCGCUGGCGAGUAUAUCGAUGAGUUCAUUAGAGAUCUAGAAGAGAUGGAGAGUGGUGAAGUGAUGCAGAACGGAACUACUCGUCUUGAUGAUUAUGUUUGGUUUAGGCUUGGAGCGAUGUCUGUUCAUUAG
Messenger RNA from Aspergillus ibericus CBS 121593, 432 nucleotides. Its product is annotated as HNH endonuclease signature motif containing protein. The coding region runs from base 1 to 432 and encodes 143 amino acids. Lineage: Eukaryota; Fungi; Ascomycota; Eurotiomycetes; Eurotiales; Aspergillaceae. The record is from RefSeq and is a predicted model, not a curated record. The transcript has a single exon.